This is a messenger RNA of Phyllotreta striolata, 1860 nucleotides long. The record is from the annotation of a GenBank genome assembly. NCBI's taxonomy places the organism in Eukaryota, Metazoa, Arthropoda, Insecta, Coleoptera, Chrysomelidae.
AUGAAGUUGUUAAUAUUGUGCUGUGUACUAUUAAUUCUUGGCAAUUUUGACGUGGUUGAAUUAAAAAGAGGCGGAGGUUCAAGAGGAGGAUCUCGAACGAAAUCAUCAAGUCAUUCCAGUUGGUGGUCGACCGCUAACAACAAAAAAUCAUCGAAUACUCAUUCGAAGCCGGUAAAUCAAAGUCCUCCUGCUCCUGCACCUGCUCCAAAGCCUUCGGCGCCCAAACCGGAGACGAAAACCAAUGUACACACGCAACAUUCUGCUAACACGCAACAUACAAACCAGCAGCCGAUAGGAUGGAACGUCCCAGGAAGCAAUCAGCAUGGCUACAAAAGCAACCAAGGUAAAAAUAAAACAUAAAGUGAUAGAAGACAAAUCCAGCAAUCGCAUAGUUACCCAACAAACAGCCAGCCUGGAGCAUGGGGUAACAACCAGCAUGGUGGUGCUUGGGGCAGCCACCAACAAGGUGGUUCUUGGGGCAGCCACCAACAAGGUGGUGCUUGGGGCAGUAAUCAUCAAGGUGGGGCUUGGGGUAAUCAGCAAGGUUCUUGGGGUGGCGGCUAUGGCCAUCAAGGUGGAUAUAACCAACAUUCCGGUUAUUCAGGUUUCGGAGGAGGUGGUUACGGUGGUUACGGUGGACAUAAUUCGUGGGGAGGUGGAAUGCAAAGUAGUCCAUUUGGUUUUGGAGGAGGAGGAGGGUAUUCUCCUUAUGGCAUGCAGCAGAAAAGAGGUUUUUUCAGCGGAGGUAGUACAUUCGGGAACAUCUUAACUGGAAUGGCUAUUUAUCACGUGACCUCCAGUUUGAUGAAAGGUGUCUUCGGAAGUGGACAUUCUAGGCAACCCUACGUUGUGCAUAACUACUACAAUCAACCACCUGAAGCAAGGGAAGAAAUAAAAUUACAAUCCAACAUGUUGAAAAUGUGCGAGGGAAACCUCACAAACGCUUGUACAGGAGCUACAUCCAUUUGUACUACAAACAACACUGUAUUAUGCGUCGUAACAAUGGCACAAACAGUACCCUGUGAACAAGAAAAAGCGAUGUGCGUUAAUACUACAAUCCCUUGCAUCGAUAAAUCCGAUCCCUUAUGUCAAAAUACAACUAAAGAGCAAACUGAGACCACUUUCAAUGUACCGUGUUAUACAAACUUAUCGAUAGAUGUUAAUUUAUUGAAUGAGCAGGGAGGAUCGAACAAUGGCGAAGAAUAUCAAUACUGCGUUACAACAAUGGCUGUAGCAGGAACAGAAUAUCCGAUAUGUUCCGAAGAAAGUGUAAUAAAGAAACAUGAUUUUAGAAGCGUUUUAGCAGGUAAUCUAACUUAUAAUCUUACUAUUUCACCAAUGAUGAGAACGUAUCAAGUUUAUAAUCAAGAAAACCCAAUGCCUUCUUCCACCGGUCAACUGGUGUUACCACUAGAAUUAUUGAUUCCUUGCAUUGAUAAUGCAACGACACUUUGUCCUCCGGACGUCGUCACAAUUUGUACGGGAUACGGUGAAAUAAUGUGCAUUCAACCAGUCGCUAAAGUAUCUUAUUCUGAUGAUUACAACACUACUAUUUAUAAAAGCACAAUACCAUGUAAUGAGGCAAUCGAAGAUGACUUUUUGUGCCAAAACAAAACCGAGGAAGAUUUGAUCGUUAAAGAUGACAAAAAGUUUGUUAAAAUAGAUAUUCCUUGUUUCGCUAACAUCACCGUUAACACAAAUCUACCGGAUUUCGAUAUAAAUAUAUUCAAUGGUACUCUUCCACAAAUGGCUCCCAGCAGUUUCACGUACCAUUACCAUUUCUGUCUCAUGGAGAUGAGUUUACCAGGACCGGAAACUAGCAUGUGCUUGAUAUCAGACGGUAAAGAUGGUAAAUCUUAA